UCACUCAUAGUGAUGAGAUCCGCUUAAUAGCAAGUAAAAUGAAGCAUCGUGGGAAUCAAAUCUAUGUGGAACUUCAAGAAAAGCUAAAUAACUUACAAAAGAGCUUUUAUGAAGAGGUGCAAAAGUUUGUUGAUGGAGAUUUCCCGGAGAAUCUUGUACAAGAGCGUCGGCUAGAGCUUGAAAAUUUUUGUAGAAAAAAAUUUCUUAAUUAUACUCAAGCGCAGUUAGAAAUGUCCGCCAAUAAAUUCAAAUACCGUUUACCAAUGAAGGGUGACUAUCUCGAAUUUGAAUGGUCUGCCGUAUUAGAGCAAAGCGAGAGAAUGUACUUGAACCUUGUUAAUUCUUUCAAUGAUAAUUCAUCUCCAGACGAGUUACGUACUUCAGCAUCUUCACAUUUGGAAUCGAUAAAAAAAAUCAAUAAUGAUGCUUGGGAAAAUAAAGCUAGAACGUUCUGCCAACAUGCCGUAAAGGAGUUUGAGAGUGUUAUUGCUACUAACUUUCCGGUUAAUGAUAAGAAA
Messenger RNA from Scutellospora calospora, 518 nucleotides. Lineage: Eukaryota; Fungi; Glomeromycota; Glomeromycetes; Diversisporales; Gigasporaceae. The record is from the annotation of a GenBank genome assembly.